This is a messenger RNA of Chiroxiphia lanceolata (lance-tailed manakin), 1748 nucleotides long. RefSeq names its product coiled-coil domain-containing protein 157-like. Bases 16 to 1728 code for a protein of 570 amino acids. The record is from RefSeq and is a predicted model, not a curated record. The transcript is spliced from 8 exons. NCBI's taxonomy places the organism in Eukaryota, Metazoa, Chordata, Aves, Passeriformes, Pipridae.
CCAGUUUGGGCUCUUAUGGAUCAUUUCCAGUUCGAUCUGGGCACUGGUCCUGUUCUGUGCUCUCUCCCUCAGGACAAGGAUUGCAGGAAGGAGAUCCCCACACAGCAGUCCCCUCCUCACUCUCUGGGCAGUUUGGACAGCUCCCAGCCCAAGGCUGGCCCCAGCCUGGCCCAGGGCACCCGCAGUGUCCCCACACAGACCUCGAGGUGCCCCCUGGGCUCCUGUGACAGCUGCUCCAGCGCCCAGGCCAGCCUGCGGGAGGUGGGCAGAGCCAUCACCAGCCUCUGCCGGAGCCAGAACAUCCCCUCGGCCCUCAGCAAAUUCCAGGGGGUGCUGGAGGACAGCACAGGGAGAAGGAGCCUCUCUGCGACAGAGCUGAGCUACUGGGCCACAGAGCAGAGCAAGGAUCUCUCCCGGAUUAACAAACACCUCCAGGAGCUGCUGCAGCAGCUGAACCCGGUGAAGGCUGAGCUGGAAAAGGUGGGGAAACAGAAGGAGGAGCUGAGGAAACAGGUGGAGGACUUUUCCUGGAAGCUGCAGGCAGAGAGGGAGACCCAAGUGCAGCAGCAGAGGAAGGCAGAGCAGAGCCUGAAAGCCAAGGACAAGGAGCAUUCGGAGGCUGUGGCCAGGCUGGAGCAGGAUAAGGAUGAUCUAAGAAGAGGAGCAGCUCUGCUGGAGGAGCGACUCUCCACCCUGAAGGAGGAGCUGGAGGUGAAGCAGGCAGCUCUGCAGGAGCUCGAGCUCACCAAGACCACCUUGCUAGAGGAGAUGAGGACCACCAUGGUGGCCCGGAGCCAGAUGCUGGAGCUGGAGGAGAAGGUGCAGAUGCUCACAGGCCAGCGGGACAGCCUGGAGCAGGAGCUGAGUGCCACCAGCUUGGAGCUGGAGAAGGAGAAGGUCCGAGUGCAGAGUGUGCUGCUGCACGAGGAGUCCCUGCAGGCCAAGCAGAAGCUCCUGCUGCAGCAGCUUGACAGGCUGGACCGGGAGCAGGAGGAGCUGCAGAACAGCCUGGGAGAGGCCGAGGAGGACAAGGCCCGGCUGGAGGAGCAGCUGGAGCAGAGCCGGGAGCAGAGCAGGAAACAGCUCCAGGUGCAGCAGGAGCUGCUGGACACGCUGCAGCAGGAGAAGCUGGCCCUGGAGCAAUCCAUCCUGGAGCUGCAGACAAACACGUCUCGGCUGGAGGAGCAGGCGCAGGAGCUGAGGGAGCGGGAGAGGCUCCUGGUGUUCUUCCCUGAGCUCCAUGUCCCCACUGAGGCGCAGUUUGAGAGCAGGAGGGAUGCCCACACCUCUGAGCAGGCUGAGCUCCGCUGGAUUUUGCCUGCAGGCACUGGGAACUUGAUGGAGGACAUGGAGCAUCAGCUCCAGGCCAACAGCAUCCGGAUCGGGGUGCUGGAGCGGGAGAACGCGCGGCUGGGCGCUGUGCUGGCCAAGGUGAAGGCGGCUGCCCAGCAGGGCGUGCUCAAGCUAAUCCCACAGGCCCAGCUGGGGUCCCAGCUCCAAGGGGAGGCCAGCGGGCAGGACACGGGGUGGCCCAGCAGGGGAGGCAGCAGCGACAGCAGAGGGAUGCCAGGAUGCAUGGACAAAGCCUGGCAUCGAGUUCCCAGCAGCCAGCACUCCAAGGUGCUCCGGGCAGGGCCCACAUUCCAGGCCAGACCCAGCCUGUCACUCCCAGUGGGACGCCUGGGGCUCGACCCCCCCUUGCACCACACAGGGACCCACCACAAAUAAACACUGAUGAGCUGAUCUUC